Messenger RNA from Cladophialophora bantiana CBS 173.52, 3531 nucleotides. RefSeq lists its product as uncharacterized. Lineage: Eukaryota; Fungi; Ascomycota; Eurotiomycetes; Chaetothyriales; Herpotrichiellaceae. Gene Ontology annotation, molecular function: damaged DNA binding; deoxycytidyl transferase activity; DNA-directed DNA polymerase activity. The record is from RefSeq and is a predicted model, not a curated record. Gene Ontology annotation, cellular component: nucleus. The transcript has a single exon. Bases 1 to 3531 code for a protein of 1176 amino acids. Gene Ontology annotation, biological process: error-free translesion synthesis; error-prone translesion synthesis.
AUGGGCUCCAGACUAGAAAAGAACUCCACCCUGGUGCGGAAGCGGAUUGAGGGCCACACCUUCAGCGACGAGCAAGGCGAGGAAUAUGAAGCCUCCAAGUUUGGCGGUUUUGCCGAUUACAUGCGGAGGAAGAAGAUCAAACUACAGAAUCUAGAUGUCGAAAUUCGCGCCAAUUCGUCGGAAAAGCCUCCCAUCUUCCGCGGCGUUGUUGCCCAUGUCAAUGGCUACACCCAACCUUCUCUAAGCGAUCUCCACACCCUCGUUGUUUCUCAUGGCGGCGGCUUCCUCCAAUAUCUUGAUGGCAAGACUGCUGUCACCCACGUCAUUGCAAGUCAUCUGACUCCUAAGAAAACGGUUGAGUUUGCACGAUACCGCAUUGUGAAACCAGCCUGGGUGGUUGAUAGUGUGAAAGCGGGAAAGCUGUUAUCCUGGGAUGCCUAUAGACUGGUCGACGAAGGCGUUGCCCAAAAAGUGUUGAGCUUUGAGAGUGGUCGAUUUAUCAGCCAGGUCAACACUCAACAGAGCAGAUACAAGGAUCAGACCGAGACAAGUGUGUAUAUGUCUCAAUCCCCCGAGAUGGGGCGAUGUACAAGUCAAAAAGUUGGAGAGAACACACAGCCCCGGGAGCCAGAUGAGCCCGCCUUUGACCAAGAAGCCGACCUUGCGAUGCUUGCGGCGGGAGAAGCACCGAAGAUGGGUGAUGUUAACCAACCCGGGGCACCAUUCGAUGUCGAUAAUGGCCAUGAUAUUUCCACGUGUGACAAGCCCGAUCCUCAGCCGAAGCCACCUGAGCAGGGUCAACCAGAAGACUCCUCGCUGAAUGACUCGCCGAAGCCUCAGAAGCGCCAAUUAACGGCAGAAGAGCACAACGCCGUUCUCCUCUCCAAUCCUCACAUGGCCAAAUCGAGCACUGCAAAUCCCGACUUCAUUAACCAAUACUAUCGCGAAUCCAGGUUGCAUCACUUGUCUACCUGGAAAGCGGAUUUAAAAGUCCAGUUGCAGGCACGCACUCAGGAGAAACUGUCCUCUCAGAAAAGGAGACUCCGAAGACUACCAGGUGCAAGGAGAUACAUUAUGCAUGUCGAUUUUGACAGCUUCUUUGCUGCUGUCUCUCUGCGCAAACACCCCCACUUGGUUGACAAACCCGUGGUGAUUGCGCAUGGUAGUGGACCAGGAUCCGAGAUUGCGAGUUGCAACUACCCUGCUAGAAAAUACGGUAUCAAGAACGGCAUGUGGAUGAAAUCUGCGCUAAGUAUGUGCCCAGAGCUUAAGAUCUUGCCCUAUGACUACAAGGCGUAUGAAGACGCCAGCCGUCAGUUUUACGACUCUAUCCUGGCAAUCGAUGGUGUGGUCCAGAGCAUAAGUAUUGACGAGGCCUUGCUGGACGUUAGUGAGCAGUGCAUUGAGGUCGGUGGAUCCGAUGGAAGAGCCUUGUCAGAGGGGUCUCUAUACCGCGAACAAGAAGCCGCCCAGCGUCUUGCACAAGGGUUACGUGCCUCGGUGAAAGAAAAGACAGGCUGUGAGGUCUCGGUAGGCAUUGGAGGAAAUAUACUGCUCGCCAAGGUUGCUCUGCGGAAGGCCAAACCUGCCGGGCAACAUCUGAUUAAGCCAGAGGAAGUUCUGGAUUUUAUUGGGGAACUGACGGUCACGGAUCUGCCCGGUGUUGCGUGGAGUAUUGGGAACAAGCUAGAGGAAAUCGGGAUCAAAUAUGUCAAGGAUAUCAGAGCCCGCACCAAAGAGAAACUCAUCGCCACCUUGGGACCGAAGACUGGCGAGAAGAUAUGGGAUUACUCUCGGGGGAUUGACAGACAGGAAGUGGGCGAUCAGGUGGUCCGAAAGUCGGUCUCCGCCGAAAUCAACUGGGGCAUCCGGUUCAUCAAUCAACAACAAGCAGAAGAGUUUGUCCAAAGUCUCUGCGAGGAGCUGUCACGCCGGCUUCUGGAUCAACUGGUCAAAGGAAGGCAACUGACUAUGAAGAUCAUGCGAAAAGCGGCAGAUGCUGGUCUAGAUCCCCCGAAGAAUUUGGGUCAUGGCAAGUGUGAUACUUUCAACAAGAGUGUCAUGCUCGGGGUGGCCACAAACGAUGGAGCUAUUUUGGGAAAGGAAGCGAUUUCCAUUUUACGAGGCUACGGUUUCCCUCCUGGAGAACUACGAGGCCUGGGCGUACAGAUGCAGAAACUGGAGCCGCUCAAGCCGUCCAUUGCCAGCAUAGACGGGUUCAUGGAUGGUGGUCAGCGAAGGCUUCAGUUCAAGAAGCCCGACACACAAACAUCAACAUCCCCUGGGAUGCCAGGCCAGGACAGAACAAGCCCACUCCCAAAACGGACACCAGAAUCCAAGGAGACGACGGACUCCAUCGAGGAAGUGCCGACUCCCGAGAAGCCUAGACCGAGAGAACUCAUUUCCGGUGCUGUUGACGCAGUUGUCACAGCUGGCGAAGAGGAUUCCACUCAGAAGCCUCUAAAUAUUAGCGGCACACAGUUCAUUCUUCCUUCUCAGAUUGAUCCGACCGUGCUAGCAGAGCUACCUGCGGAUAUCAGGAACAAACUUGCGCCCAAACGAAGGAGCAUUUUGGACAUCAUGAGUGCUCCAACUCGUGCAGCGUCACCCUCCAACGAGGCUCUAUCGCGAUCGGUCUCGCCUUUCGCGAAUGACAAUCAGGCUGUGUUACCCAGCCAGAGCCAGCUUGAUCCCGAAACACUCGCAGCUCUUCCUCCAGAUGUCAGGGAUGAAGUGCUGGCCCAGUAUAAACAUCAAGACAAAAGAGAAAGACCACCAGCACUUCAAAGUGUGCUGCCUCAAUCACCUCACAAACCUAGGAUGUUGGGUCCGUCAAAGAAGCUGGUUGUGACGCCGGCCAAGAAGCAGAAGACGACAACCUUGUUCAGCAAGUCUGGCUCGAAGCGAGGUGGCGAUUCGUCUUCGACUCUCACACAGUCUAAUUUCGUAUCCAUGCCCGGGACGAAUUCGGACCAACCACAGCCGAAUCCCUACAUCUCUGAAGAAAUAUCCGAGUCUUUCCUCAAUGAGCUGCCCGAAGACAUCCGCUUGGAAAUUCUCACAGAACAGAAGAGAAAUCGGAUGAAGUCCAAAUCUGGCCUGAACUUCGACAUUGGCAGGAAAAAGCCCAAAACGACUACUCAGUCAGAAGCUGUAGCACGAGGUCAACAGAAACUCCAAUUAGCAAAGCAGCCAGAGAAGCCAACUUUUACUUCCCAGAAGCUGAGCUCAUUGCCCGAGUUGCGGGAUGCCAUCUCAGCUUGGGUGAGAGAGCUCUCCGUGGAUGGUGAAGAACCCGAUAUGGAGGAUGUGGCCGCACUCUCUGAGUAUCUGAGCAAGGUCGUCUCUGUUGAGCGGGACAUGGCCAAGGCCGUCGCUGUGGUCAAUUGGCUUGGAUUGGUGAUAGAGUAUGAGAACUUCGGCAGUGGAGAGACCCGUGCGUCGUGGGAGAAGGCGCUGACAUUUCUGAAAAGAGAGGUGCAGAAAGCUAUCCUGAAUAGGGGCCUGCCGCCGGUGGUGUUUGAAUUCUAA